Molecule: messenger RNA, 300 nt
Organism: Hyaloperonospora brassicae
Lineage: Eukaryota; Oomycota; Peronosporomycetes; Peronosporales; Peronosporaceae
Source: the annotation of a GenBank genome assembly
AUGCUGGCGGCUGUGACGUUAAUGGCACUGGCGGCUUUGCGCUUCUUCGUUGUAGUUGGCGGUUUCGGUUUGGCGGCCGUGUCGUUGGCGAUUGUGGCGUUGGAGUUGGCGGCUUGCUUUUUGGUGGAGCGUGUGACUCGCGCUGGAGCUAAUGCUUUUUCGUUGGUGGUGCUGGCCGCCGUGGCAUUGAUGCUGGUGUUGGUAUCGACGGGUGAUUCUGAAGUUGAUGGCGGAGACGAGCGCACAAUGUACCUCCCGGGUAAGGAAUCGACGACAAUUUUGCAAGCUGGUGGCGUUUGA